UUAAUAAACUAAAAAUUUCUUUUUUGGGGGGAGUCUUUGGUUGAGCAAUAAUUAUUACACAAUAAUUUGGUUUUGCGACGGCUUACUCCGCUUAUCGCUCUCUCAACAUUCGCCAACUUUAACCUUCCCUAUUUUACUUUUAUUAUUCUAUCCUACUUGACCCCCUCGAAAAACACUACCGACACCGUGUCUUACACGCUGGAUUCCGUGCGCGGCUGCGAAAAAAGGAUGGCAACCGACUUCAUAAUGCCCAGGCCAGCUGAGCAGCCGCAGCCGCAGCCGCAUUUCUAUCCUUAUCGCCAAACGCCUACCGCGCCGUCGCAAUCCCCGACCUAUCCAUCUCAAGGAUACCAUUCUCAACAGAUCUCGCCCUUGAGCACCUCUACCAACGCCUCGCCUACCUCCCCCAAACCGUACCAUCGUCAGCGUUUACGACCGCUCUACAUGCCCGCGGUUUUAAGACCGACCGAGCACCCCUACAAGAUUGGGAGGAAGACGGAAGCACAGGAAGAUGAUAAUCCGGUAUCGUCUAACAGCAGCUUCAUCAGCUUGACCGGAUUGGGCGCUCUUAGCCGAUUGAGCCGUCGUACUACAGGUGACAGCGGAAAGUGUGUAGAUGAUGAUGAAUGGGACCUGGAUAUGUUUCCAAAGCCGACGGCGCAACCCACGCGGCAGCACUGGAAGCCCGACCCGGAAUCAACUAUCUGCGACGAGCCCUCCUGUAUGCGCCACUUCAACUACUGGACACGCCGUCAUCACUGUCGGAAAUGUGGCAACAUCUUCUGCGAUUCGCACUCGGCAUACGAUGUUCCUCUCGAUCAAAACGCGAAUUAUAACCCGAGAGGCACUCCGAGCCGCGCAUGUUCUCAUUGCUUUUCAGAGUUCAGAGCGUGGCGUAGUCGGACAAAUAGCCAGGCUUCUAGCGACACGUCUUCUACCGGUAGAGAAUCGCAAACCGCACCUACGAGCCCAGCCGCUUCGGCCCCGACGGCAAUCCAAGGUCAGCAUAGCCAUCAUCAGGAAAUCGCGAUGAGCGUUCCACGGGACUGGAACUGGAGUACCUUCUGAUGGGGUUGGAAUCGCAUAUCUCCGUUAGGGAUAUAGAUAUCUUUUUUCAGAUACGGGGGUAUCUGCGAAUCCGGAUUCGCCCUUACAUCAACUUCUCAGAGAGAAUUCUCCAGGCCUAAUUAAUGAUACACGAGACAACAGAUCUAAUCACGGCAACAACUUUCCCCGCAACAACGGGAUAUACAUACAACAUUCACAUAGACUAGAAACUUCCAGGAUAGACUGGAACUACGGUACAGAUGCAUAUUUCUGCUCAAAUUUCAUGCAUUGCAUGAUGGUAUCAUUGUUGGAUUUCUUUUCGGCCUACGAUACCCAACUUUCGAGUAUACUAAUUUCGAUAUCGAGUUCCAUUGAGGGGCAAGGGGGAGGGGGGGAGGUUAUGCCAUUGGUGUGGGAUGCAUCAGCGGCAAGGUGACUACGGGCGUUUUUUUUUCUUUAAUGGCAGAGGGAUCGGUCGGGUAGCGUGCAUAUCACGGGCAUUAGAAAGGGAUCUUGUUUAGCCCCGGCGUUUAGGUGUUUUCA
Messenger RNA from Daldinia decipiens, 1590 nucleotides. Its product is annotated as FYVE-domain-containing protein. The transcript has 2 exons. Gene Ontology annotation, molecular function: metal ion binding. The coding region runs from base 229 to 1068 and encodes 279 amino acids. The record is from RefSeq and is a predicted model, not a curated record. Lineage: Eukaryota; Fungi; Ascomycota; Sordariomycetes; Xylariales; Hypoxylaceae.